Molecule: messenger RNA, 1190 nt
Organism: Apaloderma vittatum (bar-tailed trogon)
Lineage: Eukaryota; Metazoa; Chordata; Aves; Trogoniformes; Trogonidae
Product: chromosome unknown open reading frame, human C5orf24
Exons: 2
Coding region: 1-468 (155 amino acids)
Source: RefSeq, a predicted model, not a curated record
AUGAUGCACCCUGUUGCCAGCAGUAAUGCAGCUUUCUGUGGGACUGGCAAGAGUUCUUGCCUUAACGAAGAGAACGUGAGAGCCGCCGAUCAGUUUGACUUGUAUGCCACGCAGCAAAGCAAAUACGGCCACGCGGUCGGCCACAAACCCAUCGCCUGCCAGAGACAAGAUGCGUUGAACGAAUCGCACUUGCAGACCACGAGUGGCAGGAAUAUAGAGACAAAAGACGAACUAAAGAAAAAGAAAAACCUCAACCGAUCUGGUAAACGUGGGAGACCGUCGGGGACCACCAAAUCGGCGGGGUACCGAACCAGCACAGGUCGACCCCUGGGGACCACCAAAGCAGCUGGAUUUAAGACAAGUCCAGGCAGACCCUUGGGUACAACUAAAGCAGCAGGAUACAAAGUCAGCCCAGGCAGACCUCCAGGAAAAAAGCAGCAAGCCUUCAGGUGUUCCAGUGAUGCCUAACACAUAUUGAGCUGGACUUUAUGCUGUACUUUACAAUAGGUGUGUUGAAUGGUUUUGGGGGAACUGUAUAUGCACUGGCAACUCAGACAAUGAACCUCAGCUGUACCGGAUGGCUCCUUAGGCGAUAGAUGAACUAAUGGCAGCUAAACUGCUACUAAAAAAAAUAGUGUCUUCAUGCUGAAGCUAUGAAAUCCAGUUAUCCGUUGUGUUCCUCAACAAACUUGCCAGCCUGAACUUUAGCAGUCUUUCUCGGAACGAUGUAACUUCCGACACACACGUGAAAUGCUAACGUGAGUUAAUUCACCCUCAGGAUCUGUGUUGCAUUGGCUGGUUCUAAUCAGAUGGUUUUUCAACAAAAGGCUGCUUUCAGUUCUUUCCUGAACUCAGCUGGGAAAGCAGUCCUCUUCAGCUGAAUGUAGUAACUGCAGGAGAGCCGCACCUCGCUGGCAAGGAACGUGUUGCAUGUCACCACUGUCCCUUGGAGAACCUCCGCUUCUUACCUCCUCCUGUUUAUCCCGUUUGCUCCUGGUCUGUUUCUCACCCGUGCAUCUGCCCAGCGGGGCCGUGCUGUGUGUCAGGAGAUCGCGAUGCCGGUGUGUUGCUGUUCCGCUAGGAUAAUGAAUUUUGUGUUCGAGGAUGCCGAUGAAAUAAUGAAAUCAUCUCAGCGGUUUCUGUUCCAUUACAGUGUUUACUAAUUACAUCAGAUGGAUGUAAUAAGAGCC